Messenger RNA from Punica granatum (pomegranate), 1703 nucleotides. Lineage: Eukaryota; Viridiplantae; Streptophyta; Magnoliopsida; Myrtales; Lythraceae. The record is from RefSeq and is a predicted model, not a curated record.
UGAAAUCAAUUCCUUAUCAAGUAAGAUCUCUCUCUCUGCAUCCCUUCCAAGUGUUAACAGAUACAAGGCCCCCCCGCCAUCUCCACCGCCUCUCGUCGUCUUUCAUUCCGUCCAUUUUCUCUCUGCUCUGUCGACCCCUCACACUCAUAUAAAUACAUCCAUAUCUAUCUAUGCACGCACUUUGUGUUGCCGAUCCUCUGACGAUUCCCUGCACCACAGAACAUGGUCGCUCUUCAACCUUCAAAUCCAUCUUAAAUCAUCCUUGAUAUCUUCUCACCUUAACCUGUCCCCCGCCAUGGCUCUGCUGGCUUCUCCUCAAACACAUCCAAGCCCUCACCUUCCUCUCCGCACUCUCCACCGCCCCAGGAGACCCAUAGUUGGUCUGUCCUCGCGGUUCAGCUCCGGACCCUCCCCCAAGUUCCCCACCAGACUCGACGCCCUCACUUUCUGCGCCUACACGGUCCUCAAACUGCGCUCCGAGUCUCCCCCGCUGAGAAACAGAGCAGCAUUGGAUAAUGCCGGACCUGCCUUGUCCGCGUCGGACCUGCAGGAGGCAGUGGAGGGGGAGCAGAGGCGGAUUAUGCUAUCGGACGUUGUGGUUACGAGGCCGAGGACGGUGUUCCGGGACCGGAGGUGGAACUCUUUGGACUUGUCCACCGGCGGGGUGAUCUUGGCCAUGCAUUUGCUGAGCCUGUUCGCGCCGCUCUGCUUCAACUGGAAAGCGCUCUGGGUAGCAGUCGGGCUGUACGCGGUGACGGGGUUGUUCGGCAUUACUCUGUCGUUCCAUAGGAACCUAUCUCACCGGAGCUUCAAGCUCCCGAAGUGGCUCGAGUACUCUUUUGCCUAUUGCGGGGUCCUUGCCCUUCAGGGUAACCCAAUAGAUUGGGUGAGCACGCACAGGUACCACCAUCAGUUCCGUGACUCAGAGAGAGACCCCCACAGCCCGAAGGAAGGCUUCUGGUUCAGUCACGUCAGCUGGCUUUUCGACACUGACUAUGUGGCCGAGAGGUGUGGAGGACCAAACAAUGUGGUGGACUUGCAGAAGCAGCCUUUCUACAGGUUCGUGCAGAGCACUUACAUUGCACAUCCCAUUGCACUUGCAGCUCUCCUCUACGCUCUCGGUGGAUUCCCCUUCCUUGUUUGGGGAAUGGGAGUCAGAACGACUUGGGUUUACCACAUCACAUGGCUGGUGAAUUCGGCUUGCCAUGUAUGGGGAAAGCAAGCUUGGAACACGAAUGACCUGUCCAGGAACAAUUGGUGGGUCGCGCUACUCUCAUUCGGGGAGGGUUGGCACAAUAACCACCACGCAUUCGAGUACUCAGCCCGCCAUGGUCUUGAGUGGUGGCAGCUCGACAUGACCUGGUACAUGAUCCGGCUCCUCCAGGCUGUUGGACUGGCCACGGAUGUCAAGCUGCCUUCUGAGAUUCAGAGGCAGAGAUUGGCACUGGAGACGGCAAACUGAGUUCGGGUUGAUUUUAGCUGGUCAACUACUCGAUUAUACAUGGCUUGGAUAGGAAUGCACAGAGGUUGGGUAGCUUCUUUUUUUUUUUUUUUCCCCUUAACUGACGUCAAGGGCCAAAUACAUGUAGCCGGUUACAUGUCCACAGAGUAACAAAGAUGUCCGGCCCAAAAGUAACAAAAGAUGUACUGCAUAUAUAAUAUAUUGUGUUAUAUAUUUUAUUCAUCCUCUUCCUUUGCUGUUA